AUGAAUUUGUGGCUUUGCUAUUCAUUGUUUCUUCUCUCGUGGCACCAGAAAAGCUAUAGCGCCACCAGUUUACAAAACGUCACAAAAACCACCUUCAAGAACUACAUGUCUAUAGCGCUGGACUUCCUCAAAAACUAUGAGGAUAAAGCAACGCGCAUUUCAUCGGGUGAAAGCGAAGCUGCUUGGAAUUACGAAACCAAUCUGACUGAGACUAACCGAGAGCUAUCGGUAUUUAACUCAACGUUUGCCAAAGCUUUUUAUCUGAAAGCUAGUGACAACGCUUCGCGCAUCAAGGAAGUGGAUCUUUCCAACGACCAAGCGAGGCAAAUUAGGAUUAUUCGUAGAAACUAUCUUCCUAAAUCGCCAAGGGAUAUAAAGCUCGUAGAUGAUCUUAUAUCAAAUAUGACAAAUAUUUAUAGUAGUGGAAAGGUUUGUAAGCUCAACAAAGCUACAAAUAAAACAAGCUACUUAGAACUAGACCCAGACCUCUACUCGCUGAUGGGGAAAUCACGCGACUACGACGAGCUUCUUUGGGGCUGGAAAAGUUGGCGAGAUGCCGUCGGCCCUCCCAUGAGGCCGCUGUACGAAAAACUUGUGAACCUUCUGAACUCUGGGGCAAGGGCACACGACUGGGGUGAUUACGGGAAUUUUCAACGCAGCGAAUACGAGAUGGGAAAUGAUUUUCAAAAAGCAAUCAUGAAGCUAUGGAAUGAAGUCAAACCACUCUACCAGGAGCUUCAUGCAUAUGUUAGGUACAAGUUACGCGAAAACUACCCUGAAGUGCCCGAAAAUGGGACCAUUCAGGCGCAUCUUUUAGGGAAUAUGUGGGCUCAGGACUGGAGUUUGAUUGAAGACCUCGUAAAGCCCUAUCCUAAGGUCCCAUCUCUUGAUGUAACACCGAACUUACGUAAGCAACAGUAUACUCCUAUAAAGAUGUUCAAGCUUGCACAAUCCUUUUUUGUCUCUAUUGGCCUCGACCCCAUGCCUCAAACAUUCUGGAAUAAAUCAGCCAUUGAGAAACCUAGGGACAGAAAAAUGGUCUGUCAUCCGUCUGCCUGGGAUUUUAACAAAGGAGAUGUUAGGUACGUGAGGGUGAAAUAAUCGUCAUGACUCUCUCCCAGGAGCGCGUGGCUAACUGAACGCCAGUUGGCACGUACUUGCUUGGAAAAUGUCAGAGAUAGGUAAAAGCAAAAAUAAAAUACAAAAGCAAAGCAUAGGUACAGCAGGUAAAUAAGGGAUAGCUGACAAACUGAGCAAUUACCUGUGUAACACCGUUUUAAUUUAUUUCACCUAUUUAUGCGAGUUUCAAGAGGUUCUGCGAAACACGUGUUUCUAGUUAUGCUUCAUGUUCCUUUAAUACAUAUUAGGUCAAUUAUUGACGAUAGCUGACUUUCAUGUAUUGGUAACAGUGAGCAGAGAAGCCAUGCGUCUUGUUUCCAAGAAAAUGACAGUCUCGGAAUAGCAGGAACGCACCCAUCCCCCACCUGGUAGCUGAAGAAAUACAUUAUUAAACAGUCACAUGAGGCAUAAAACCAUUUAUCUCUGUCGAAAGUAAAUUUCUUUUUUUCAAAAACAAAACACAAUGUUAACCCCCCCCCCCUUUAGAUUUUGGAACACUCGAAAACCCUACUUACUUGGUUGCGGGAAAAAUAUGAUCCUUAAGACUAGAAGAAAUGAUCAAACCACCAUACUUAUCACAAACCCUUAAUUUUCAUUUAGACAACCGGAUAAAAACGACUUGACAGACGAAGUAGAGUUUAUUUGGGAACUUUGUUGUAACCUCUGGAAAAUUUCUACCCACGCCCCUAGCUGUUUUUUCCUUUAUGAAACACAUUCAUCCAUGAUCGACGAUUGACAGAAUAUAAUAGUCAGACUUGGCAUUUUAAAACCGAUUAAUUGAUUGAAUGACUGAUUGAUGGAUUGAUUGACUGAUUGAUUGAUUGGCUGUUCUGAUUUGAUCGCUCAUUUUUUUGGUUGUUGUUGGGUUAGUCGGCUGAUAAGUGGUUCAGACGAGUUGUUGGUUAAAUUCUGACAGGCUGAGUUGACUGUAUAACCGGUGAUGAAUUGAACUAAGUGAUCGAUUUGCUAUUGAGUCGUGCAAGAAAUUUGGCAGUUUCGAGGGUAAUUGAUGUCGAACUGAUUGAUUGAUUGUUUCACUAGUUAGACUGCUAAGGCCAUUGACAAGUUCCAAAAACCCCUUACCGGUAGAGAGUAACUGAAGUGCAUAGCUUUCGAGUGCUGCAGAAACUGAAAAAGCACUUACUGAUAAGAACAACACCGGAAAAUAAAGUUUUGCAGGGAAAAUCGGGCACUAAUCGCAUCGUUGAAAAUGAAGAAAUGUUAACACAACGAAGAUUGUUAAGAUAACGUUAAGGGAUCUCCAAGUGGCAAAUGACUUAGUCUGUAUUUUUUAGUCGAAAAUUUAUCUGAAGCUUUCAACGUUUCUAUGGGUCAGAACUUUCGUCACCUAAGAACAUGGUAUAUCUAUAUUUAGUAAAAUCCAACUAGUGGUCUAUUAUCAAUGCUGCGUUCAGAUUGGUUAAGCUACUACCAGGUUAUAUGUUAUAGCCCACUAGUAUCGAAAACCGCUGGCUUUAAAAACCAAAACAAUGGCAACUGAAUCGGGUUUUGCUAGCUAAAGUUGUUUUGUCUCUAUAUUUUGACCAACUAGUUGGAUUUAUAAAACAAUUAUUCCUCUCGCCCAUAUGGCCUCUGAGUCAAUGGUCCAUUCGGUCUUCGGCCUCAUGGGAUCAGUAUUGAUUCAGAGCCCAUUCGGGCUCGAGGAAUGAUUGUUAAUUAACUCACUAUGUCUAAAAGUGUUGUUUUUCGCUUAGGAUCAAGAUGUGCACAGGAGUCGACCAAGAAAACUUGAUAACGAUCCAUCAUGAGAUGGGACAUUGUGAAUACGACCUCGCUUACAAGGAUCAACCGAUUGCCUUCAGAAGUGGUGCCAAUCCAGGUUUCCAUGAGGCUAUAGGCGACACUAUCGCUCUGUCUGUUCUCAACCCUAAACAUCUGAAAUCCGUGGGACUACUGUACACGAUUGGAAACAACACUGGUGAGUCAUUGUUAAGUUUGUUUAGUUUUUACUGUAGCGCAUAGUAUCAGAUGUUUGUUGUUGCAACGGGCCAGCGGCAAAUGCGGAAAGCACGCGCAACGACGCGCAACUGAUAAGCUAAGCGCUGGAAGACAAUUGCAAUUCAGUAAAUCAUAUAAACGCAAAUUAAUAUUAAGAUUUAGCCAAAGCUAGAAGCGAAGCUCCAGUUAAUGCAUCUUAAAAUUAAUUUAGGCAAUGGUCUUUAAACCAUUGCAAAGAAAUCCAUACUAUACUUAACUUUAGGGGAGAACCAUAUGACUGAAAAACAUAAACUCGAGCCUACGAUCAAUUUAAAGCUAAUAACUGGUCAGCGGAAAACUUCAAAAAAUACGAGACUUCGAUGAGUUGGUACCUGAGCCCGCCAUAUCGCCAUGUGACUCUGAUCAGCGGACACCCUGUUUUGACAGCUGUCAAUUGACCAUAAUAUUGAUUUCUAUCAUCAAGUUAAACACAGGUUUAGGGCUCCCACACCAGCUAGAAAGUUUGAUAUUUCAGAUUGGUUUCCCUGUGGCGCGCACGGACGGGCGGACGUACGGUCACGUGAUUACCAAAAUUUCUCGGAUAGAUAGAUUACCAAAUUUUCUUUAGUAUGAGGCUCCGCUCGCGCGCGCUUCGCGAGCGCGUAGAGCUCCGCUAUCAACAGACGUAAAACACUUGUGAGAUACUGUUACUACACUGAAAUAACUUUAAACUAAUAAGUCAUUAGCAAAGAUUCGAGUCUUGUCCCCCUUCAUUUUUGCAGAAGCAGAUAUUAACUUUUUGAUGGACAGAGCACUACAACGAGUAGCCGCGCUUCCCUGGACACUACUCGUUGACCUGUGGAGAUGGAGGGUGUUCUCGGGAAGAAUUACACCGGCAAAUUACAACUCAGAGUGGUGGCGAAUGCGUAUGCUCUACCAAGGUGUUAUGGCUCCAGUCCCUCGGACUGAGAAGGACUUUGACCCUGGAGCUAAAUUUCACGUGGGCGCCAACUCUGCUUACAUCGGGUAAACAUGUACAGGACCCUGUCACUUAAUGGGUUUAAUCAUACGUAGAACCUUCAUUUUUCAUAUGAACGGACGACGUAAAAACAUUAAUUAUUUAAUUAAAAUAAUUAUUGAUAAAUACUAUAAAUACUAUAAAAUAUAAAUACUAAGCUCUAUAAUCUAAACGAAAACUUCUUAAUUACAAUAAUGAAUAAAAACCCUGCUUUAAAUGGAUGCCCGUAAGAUAGUUAGAGAAAUCGUAGCAGCGUAGUUUUGCUUUAAAUGAGUUGAAGGUUCCUGCCUGGCGAAGAUCAAGAGGAAGACUGGUCUUCUGUAUUCAAUUAUUGAUCACCGUUCAUUUAUUUAUUUUUGUUUUUGUCUGCAGCUACUUCGUCUCUCUUAUUCUUCAGUUCCAGUUUCAUCGUUCACUUUGUAAAACAGCAAAGCACAAAGGUCCUUUGCAUGAAUGUUCCAUCUACAAGUCAAAAGAUGCUGGCAAGAAAUUCAGGUAGGUUGCUUCAUCACAAUACCAAAGUUCUCACAUAACGUUCGUCUUAGUACAUUAAGUUUGAGGAGUAAGGACGGAAUGGGUUAGGGCUAAGUAUACUGAGGUUUAAACUGAACUGUUGUCAAGCUAUCUGGAAGAGUAUCGGCCGGGGAAAGUUAGAAAGGAAAAAAAUGGCGAGUGGAGUCCGGAGUAGAAGAGAGUUCUUCAGUGAAAGGCAUUAUCCGACAAUAGAUCUUUUGAUGGGCCAAAAUGAAAUUAAAGUGCAAGUGAAUAACCUCACUCCGGGGGAACGAACGCCCUUAUUACUGUUACUAGCCUCCAUUGUCGGGUUUCCUUUGCCUAGUCACUAGGCCUCGAUAUUCUGCGCGCCUUGUUCGUUUCGCGUCACGUGGUCCGUGCGGUUACAUCUCUGAAAUGCAUUGACCGAGAAGAACUGGUACGGCGUCCUACGCGGACUAUUCAAGGGUUUUCUUACUGAGAGUGCUUUCAAGGCGAAUGAAUAGAUUUCUCCCAUUCUAUAAGAAAGGAAGUAGUAUUACACAGGUGCCUCUUAAUUUUUUUCCGAACAUUUAAAGCAACGCUUACAAACUUGCGUUUUAACUUUGCUCGGUACUCGAGAGGCCGGCUGCGCCGAUCAAAUGGGCUGCACCCAAGCUUCAGGAACAUUUGAAAUCUAAGCGAAAAAGUGCUGUCUUUUUAAUGCGCAAGGAUCAAGUUAUCUUGUCUGCUUAUGUCAUCUAGACACCUCUCUUAAUUUUUACAUCAUAAACCUAUUUCUUAACCAAGAUACUUAACUUUUAUGUAUUUUAUACGUUACAGAGAAAUGUUGGCCGCAGGUCGAAGCCGUCCUUGGCCCCAGACCCUUUACCGUAUGACAGGUGAGCGACAAAUGACAGCAGGCGCCAUUUUGGAAUAUUUUGCACCAUUACAGGACUGGCUGAUUAAGUAUCGCGUCCAAAAGGGAUACACUUUGGGUUGGAAAAGAAAAAAGGUGCUAAGUUCAAAUCAGGUGCAAAAAGGAACUAGGAAAACACUUUUUUCUCCAACGUCUACAUCCCCCGGAGAGAGAAUUCAACCACUCACUAAUACAUCAGGAAACUUGACUGCCGGUGCCAAGAACGAAUCGGGUGUAGUAACAUUUCCGGAAGUAAAGAAGAACGACAGCAUCGACUUGGGAAAACCAGAUCUAAAGGCGGCUUUGGCAGCUAUGGGGCCUGCAUUGAAGGUGACUGGGGAAAGUUCAGAGAAAAACAGAGAAAAUUCGCUUCUUGAUCCCAAAUCCGCCAUACUUGGAGCGAAGCCGAUGUUUGUUCCUAACAAGAUUAAAGAUCAGUUGGACCUGGGAUAA
This is a messenger RNA of Porites lobata, 5918 nucleotides long. Lineage: Eukaryota; Metazoa; Cnidaria; Anthozoa; Scleractinia; Poritidae. The record is from the annotation of a GenBank genome assembly.